This is a messenger RNA of Rosa chinensis, 1974 nucleotides long. Its product is annotated as tonoplast dicarboxylate transporter. Gene Ontology annotation, biological process: monoatomic anion transmembrane transport. The coding region runs from base 161 to 1756 and encodes 531 amino acids. Gene Ontology annotation, cellular component: membrane. The transcript has 6 exons. The record is from RefSeq and is a predicted model, not a curated record. NCBI's taxonomy places the organism in Eukaryota, Viridiplantae, Streptophyta, Magnoliopsida, Rosales, Rosaceae. Gene Ontology annotation, molecular function: transmembrane transporter activity.
AUCCAGAAUAAUCAAAGAAUUGAGUCAUUUGAAGUUUUGAACAAUUCUUUAAAAGCAAAGAGAACUUGUCUACUACUUCUAUCUAAUCCCUCACCACCAAUAAUUAAAGUAUAAAACCAAACCAUCUCUUCUCGAUCUCAUUCCAUCACGCUAACAAGUAAUGGAGGAUCACAAUACGAUCUCCGAUGACCCGAAAACCCCACUUCUCCCAGUUCACGACCAAAUCCACCGAUCACAGAGCUUUCAUUCAGCUCUGAAAUCCAUCCUCACACCCAAGAACUUCUACGUAGUCUUAGGACCUCUUCUGUGCGCAAUCAUAUGCGUUUUUGUGAAGAUAGAGGGGCCGGUGAGUAGCAGGAACAUGCUGGCAGUGCUGGCUUGGGUUUUCGCUUGGUGGCUGACGGAGGCCGUGCCGAUGCCUAUAACCUCCAUGGCUCCUCUCUUCCUCUUCCCACUUUUCGGAAUCGCUUCGGCUGAUGAUGUUGCUCACUCUUACAUGGACGAUAUCAUAGCUCUUGUUCUCGGCAGCUUCAUUUUGGCCCUAGCUGUUGAGCAUUACAACGUUCACAGAAGACUGGCCUUGAAUAUUACAAUACUCUUCUGCGGGGAUCCACUGAAUCCUCCCCUGCUCCUCCUUGGGAUUUGCGCCACGACAGCGUUUGUGAGCAUGUGGAUGCACAACGUGUCAGCUGCGGUGAUGAUGAUGCCGAUGGCGACCGGAAUCCUGCAUCGUUUUCCGGUGGGUCCGGACCAGUCCGUUGUGUCGAGCAAGUUCUGCAGAGCUGUGGUUCUGGGGGUGACGUACUCUACAGCCAUUGGCGGGAUGAGUACUCUUACGGGGACAGGUGUCAAUCUGAUAUUGGUUGGAAUGUGGAAGAGCUAUUUUCCAGAAGAGGAGCCGAUCAGCUUCAGUACUUGGUUUCUUUUUGGGUUUCCUAUGGCUUUGUUGAUUUUCUUGGCCUUGUGGAUCAUACUUUGCUGCUUGUAUUGCUCCAAAAGUUCAGGCCCUGCUCUCUCUGGUUAUUUGGAUAAAGCCCAUUUGAAGAGGGAGCUUGAAAUGUUAGGUCCAAUGUCUUUUGCUGAGAAGAUGAUAUUGGCCGUGUUUUCGAUGUUGAUAGUUUUGUGGAUGACAAGAAGCAUUACAGACGAGAUUCCCGGCUGGGGAGCCCUCUUCAACGGGCGUGCCGGUGAUGGAACUGCCAGUGUUAUGAUGGCAACAUUGUUGUUCAUUAUUCCUAACAAGAAGCAAAAAGGUGAGAAGUUGAUGGACUGGAACAAAUGCAAGAAGCUACCAUGGAACAUUGUGUUGUUACUAGGUGCUGGUUUCGCCAUAGCUGAUGGGGUUCGAACUAGUGGCCUCGCAGAGAUACUAUCCGAAGCCUUGGAUUUCUUGGAACAAGUCCCCUACUUGGCAAUUGCACCAGCUGUGUGUCUCAUUAGUAGUACCAUCACUGAGUUAAUUACAUCAAACAAUGCCACUACCACACUUGUUAUCCCUCUCCUAAUUCAAAUAGCGAAAAGUAUGAAUGUGCAUCCGCUGCUUCUUAUGAUUCCAGGAGCCGUCGGGGCCCAAUUUGCUUUCUUGCUUCCGACUGGAACCCCUUCGAAUACAGUAGGGUUCACCACUGGCCACAUUGAAAUCAAAGAUAUGAUCAAGGUUGGCUUGCCAUUAAAGAUUGCCGGAACUGCGGUGCUCACACUUUUGAUGCCUACACUAGGAACUUAUGUAUUUGGGACAAAUGAACCAGUUCAAUGAUGCUCUGUUGGGUCUUGGUACAGAGGAGUUAAUGUAUAUAGCUACUAUAGCUACGAGUAUACAGAUACUGAAGAAAAGGAAAGAAGGGGCAAGUGGGCAACAGCUUACAUUGCUUCUCCCACAUUCUCCGUUAUUUUUUGCAUUACUUCAUUGGUUGCACUAUUCUGUGUAUUUUCGAUUUCUCACCUUACAUAUAAUAAUUUCCAAUUUGUUGAGUC